Messenger RNA from Hymenoscyphus albidus, 1020 nucleotides. Lineage: Eukaryota; Fungi; Ascomycota; Leotiomycetes; Helotiales; Helotiaceae. The record is from the annotation of a GenBank genome assembly.
AUGCCAUCUGCUGUUCGAGAAAAGAUGCGUUUUCUAUGCCUGCCAGGUGCAUAUGGCAGCGCAAAGGUUGGUACACCAUAUGACCUACAUUAUCUGUAAAACCCUCGCUUACUUUUCCUAGAACUUUAGGGUCCAACUAGGUAAAUACACUCGCUUUAUAGAGAUAGGAGUCUUGUGCUGAUAUUCUACGAGCACCAUUCUGCCAACAACUCACAGCCGAUGACAGCGCAGAGUUCUUUUUCACUCAAGGUCAAAUCGAGUGUCCUCCUCCUGUUGGAUUCGAAGAUUACUUUGGACCAAAACCUCUAUACAAGUUCUUCGACUACGACGGAAUUCAAAAGAACAAUGUUCUGGAACGAGUCCGAGAUUUUCCAGAAGGUGAAACCCCAGAAGAUGUAUUGCGCGAACUCAUGCCACAAGGCGACAGCAGUAUCCGACAAAAUAUCAGCAAUGCGCUUUCGGCCAUCUACCGUACCAUGGAUGAACAUGGCCCUUUCGAUGGGAUCUGUGCGUAUUCCGAGGGCACUGUGGCUGCUGGAUGUUUGAUUAUGGAGGAGGCCAAGUUGUUUGCUAGUGAAGGGAGACCACGAAGAAUUAAGAGAGUAUGAAUACCUUUCAUUUCCUUGUUUGGGUACUGAUAGUUUCUCACAGGCAGUCUUUUUUGCCGGCUGGCCGCCACUGGAUUCUGACUCCAAUACUAUGGUUUUGGUAGAUAACACGGAUGACGUUAUUGAUAUCCCAACUCUUCAUUGCGUUGGAGCUGAUGACCCAUACCUCGCGGGAGCAAUGGCGUUGUUCAAUGUCUGCGACCAAGAUAAUGCUAUUCUAGUAAGUUGACUUUUUGCUAUCUUGGCAGUUUUCGAUUACUGUUACUUGGUUUUGGACUAUCAAAUUCUUUUCAUGACCAGAGCUGAUCUUUCCAAUUUCUAGUUCGAUCACGGAAAGGGGCACACUAUUCCUAGAGAUAAGAAGACUCUCAAAGAGCUCGGAGACGCAGUACGCAUGCUUACUGAAUUAUAA